AUGGCUCUUUAUUCAGCUGAAGAUGCCAAGUUUCUCAAAAGACGUAUUCGUGGUGGACAAAUUGACGUUCAUCCAACAGAAAAGGCACUUAUUGUUAACUACUCCAUUGAAGCAACGGUUUUGGAUGAAUAUCAAAAUACGAUGAUUGGUGACAAGAAAGAUGCACAAAAAAUAAUUCGGCUCAAGAGUCUGGGUCCUACGACUGACAUUCGCGCAUUAGCGAAAGAAGUCGUCAAUCGUUGUAAACUAAUUCAUCCAUCGAAAACCGGCGAAGUCGAACAAUUACUAUUCUAUUUACAAAACCGUCGUGAUACAAAUCUGACGAGCGAAUCUACAGCAAGUGGUCCACAGAAACCUCUAUCGGAUGAACUCGAACAGCCGUCUAUUGAUACACAAAUCAAUGAAACAGCAUCAUUAAAUGACAUCGAGGAUUAUGCAGAAAUGUUGUACGAAGAUGUUCCUGACAAAAUCAAAGGAUCUGCAUUGAUUCUACAGUUAGCUCGAAAUCCAGAUAAUCUUUCUGAAAUCAUUCAAAAAGAGAGUGUCUUGAACGUGUUAACACGUGUAUAUCGAGAAGACUGGAAUCAAAGCAUUGAGUUAACCACAAAUAUUGUUUAUAUAUUUUUCUGUUUUUCGUCAUUUACGGAUUUUCAUCCGCUUGUUUCGCAACAUCGUAUCGGCGCACAAACAAUGACGAUCAUUGAUGCUGAAAUGAAAAAAUACGAUCAGUGGAUGGACGAAAUCAAUCGUGAACAGAAAAAGAAACAACGAGAUGCGCGUGCCAAUGUUACCGUGGAUAAUAAGUACAAAAUACUUAUACGAAAACAAGAACAGUUCUUGCGAGUGGCAUUUUAUUUAUUGUUAAACUUGGCCGAAGAUCUCAAAGUGGAAUUAAAAAUGCGUAAUAAAACCAUUAUAAAUCAGUUAAUCCACGCACUGGAUCGUGACAACAAUGAUCUACUCAUCUUGGUUGUUUCAUUUUUAAAGAAAUUGAGCGUGUUCGUUGAAAAUAAAAAUGAUAUGUUACUCCGAACUUAUUGUGAGAAUGAGUAG
Adineta ricciae is the source of this 1053-nucleotide messenger RNA. NCBI's taxonomy places the organism in Eukaryota, Metazoa, Rotifera, Eurotatoria, Adinetida, Adinetidae. The record is from the annotation of a GenBank genome assembly.